AUGUACCUCUUUCUUUCCCCUCUUGUUGUCGUUAUCGCUGCCCAGAUUUCAACAUUUUCUCUCAAGGAUCUUUAUGAUCUUUGGGAGCACCUCCAGUACAACCUGAUUUCGGUGAUUAUCUGCUCGACUCUCCUUGUUUUCCUAUCCACCGUGUACUUUGUCACCCGCCCUCGCCCGGUGUACCUUGUUAACUUUUCGUUCUACAAGCCAGAAGAAUCUCGAAAAUGCACGAAAAAGAUUUUCAUGGAACAGUCUCAGAUGACUGGUACAUUUACAGAGGACAAUCUUCAGUUCCAGCGUAGGAUCCUUAAGAGAUCCGGCCUUGGUGACUCGACUUACCUUCCCGAGGCAGUUCUCAACAUUCCUCCAAAUCCGUCAAUGAAAGAAGCUAGAAAAGAAGCUGAGGCUGUGAUGCUUGGUGCCAUUGAUGAGCUUUUCGCUAAGACAGCUGUUAAACAUAAGGACUUUGGAAUCUUGAUUGUGAACUGCAGUUUGUUCAAUCCUACCCCGUCUCUUUCUGCCAUGGUUAUCAAUCAUUACCAGCUUCGAGGGAACAUAAAAUUUGCACAACACUAA
This is a messenger RNA of Malus domestica (apple), 576 nucleotides long. Its product is annotated as 3-ketoacyl-CoA synthase 11-like. Gene Ontology annotation, biological process: fatty acid biosynthetic process. NCBI's taxonomy places the organism in Eukaryota, Viridiplantae, Streptophyta, Magnoliopsida, Rosales, Rosaceae. Gene Ontology annotation, molecular function: acyltransferase activity, transferring groups other than amino-acyl groups. Gene Ontology annotation, cellular component: membrane. The record is from RefSeq and is a predicted model, not a curated record.